Messenger RNA from Spodoptera littoralis (African cotton leafworm), 1947 nucleotides. The record is from the annotation of a GenBank genome assembly. Lineage: Eukaryota; Metazoa; Arthropoda; Insecta; Lepidoptera; Noctuidae.
AUGGAGCAGGACGUUGAAGCUGGUUAUAGGACACUAUGCAGUGCGUGUUUGAGUAGUGACCGCGAUUUAUUCGAUUUAAAUACUGAGGCGCAAAAUACAUUCCGGCGACUUUUAUUAAUGUAUGAUUUUGCGGAAGACAGUUUUAGCGAACGUCUGCCGGAGAUGGAACACCUAGUCUGCUGGGAAUGUCUGGCCUUGCUGAAAAAGUUCGAGAAGUUCAAGUGGCAGGUCCACUACGCACAGCAGCAUCUCAGGGUGUUGGCCCUUAGCAGGACAGACGAGAGCACAGCGGACCACACAUACAUGUCCCAAUCUCUAUCCUGCCUCGAGAUGACGACCAAAACGGAAUAUGACAAGAUCUUCUUUGACUUCUCUACCGGAGAAGAAGGGUACAUUAUACCGACACAACCGCAGAAUGUUAAGAAUGAACAGUACGAUGUUAGCCAGGUGCAGGAUACCAGUAUCUUGGAUAUUGAUGAGAAUAUCUUAGAAGUCCCCGAGAUAGUCCUGGAGAAUCCGGUGAGUGGAGUGAUCUCACACAAAGUUGUUGGAACUGACGCCUUGGUGCUUGACUCUGGACCCAGCGAUGAAGUUAUAUCUCAUCUUACUAUUGGGAACCUAACCAAAACGCAGAUUGAUUCUAUAAAUAUAAUUACACAGUCGGAUACUAAGCCGAAGGUGGAGAAAACGGAACCGAAAUUAGGAUAUGUCACUGAAUACAUGACUGAAUCUGAUAUGUUGAAAUGCAGAGAAGAAGCUAAGAAAAAGGUUCAGUAUGCAAGCUCCGUGUAUAAAUGUGAAUUAUGUAUCAUUGGGUUUUAUACACAACAACAAGUUGAAGACCAUUUCGUAUCAGCGCAUAGAGCGAAACCGCGUCAAGUAGCGUGCAAAGUAUGCUACGUGUACGUGGACGAGAGCAAGAUCGCGUCGCACACGGACGCGCACUACCUGAAGUACCGCUGCAAGCUGUGCAGCCACGAGGAGCCCAGCGCGCGCCUCGCGCAGCUACACGGCGCCACGCACAUGGACAAGCACACGACCAACUUGUCCACCAUCAAGAUUGGGGAUCUCAAGAGUAAGGGUAGAAAGAAGAAGGAUAAGGAGACAAAAGAUCAGAAGGACCCCCCGAAGCCGGGCGACUUGCGUAAACUAUUGUCCAAGACGUCUAUAGAGGGGUACCAGUGCUUAGAGUGCGAUAUGUUCUUCAAAAACUCCCGAGCGCGCAAGAAUCACGUGGCUCGCUUCCACAGAGAAGGGCUGCAGUGUGACCAUUGCAAAAAACGUUUCGUUAACAGAACUACGCUGGCAACACAUCUUAAACUUCACGAAGGUCCGUUGCCUCGAUCAGAAUGUCCGAUAUGCCACAAGAUGGUCCGAGUGAUACAAUUGAAGUACCACAUUCAAAGACAUCAGAACAAGAGUCGAUACGAGUGUACUGACUGCAACAAGACGUUCUCACAUUUAGCCACGUACCAGGCACAUUUGAAGUAUUCUAGAGCCCACGCUUCAGAGCAGGUGUUCAAAUUCCCCUGCCCAAUGUGCAAGAAAGGGUAUCCAACUAAAGAAGCGAUGCAGGAUCAUUUCAAUUACCAACAUUUGGGGAAGACUACACAUAAGUGUCCCAUAUGUAAUAAGCCCAUAGCCUCCCGAGCGAAUGUAGACAAACAUAUGAUGAGGAUACAUGGUCAAAAGAAGGAGAAACCGCGGACGCAUAUAUGUCAAGAGUGCGGGAAGCCGUUCACGGAUAAAAAAGCUCUAACCCAACACGAAGUAAUCCACUCGAGUGAACGACCUCUCUCCUGUGACAUAUGCCAGCAGACGUUCAAGCAAAAAGCGUCCUUAUAUACACAUAGGAAGAGAGUACAUAAGGUAAUACCUAACAAGCGGCUCGUGGAGUAUAUGGACGAUGAUGUGCAACAUUGUAAGGUUGAGAGAUUUGUUGUUUGA